AUGCUCUCAGAACCACCAGUGCUACGGUUCUUCGACCCUGAUGUAAUGCCAGUCCUGCAGUGUGAUGCAUCCAUGAAUGGUCUUGGGGCCUGCCUGUUACAGAACAACCAACCAGUGGCAUAUGCGUCAAGGUCGUUAACACCAACCGAAGUACAGUACGCUCAGAUAGAGAAGGAGAUGCUGGCCAUCGUGUAUGGGAUGGAGAGAUUUGAAAGUUAUCUGUAUGGUCGACACGUAAAAGUAGAAUCAGAUCAUAAACCACUUGAGUCAAUCCUAAAAAAAAGCCUACUAAGUGCACCAAAGCGCCUACAACGUAUGAUGCUACGACUCCAGAAGUUUGAGCUCGAAGUCGUGUACAAGAAGGGACCACUUAUGUUUAUGGCAGAUACGCUAAGUCGAGCAACUUCCCACCAGCCAAAUGUCGAAGGACCAGGAGAGACCGAGGAAGUGAUGAUCAUGCAGGACACAAGAUCAAUAACGGAAAGAGAAGUAGAGCAAAUUGACAUGCUGCAGAAUCUAGCAGUAAGAGAAACUACUCUAGCCCAAAUUAAAGAGCACACAGCGGCAGACAGCAACCUGCAGGCACUGGUGAGAAUUGUGAAAGAAGGGUGGCCAAACACAGAGAAUGAGGUGUCUCCAGCAUUACGAGUGUAUUACCCGUUUCGCGACGAGUUGACCGUACAAAAUGGAGUUAUCUUUAAAGGCGAGAGAUUGAUUGUGCCAGAAGGAUUGAGAGCUGAAAUGCAAGAGAAACUUCACUACAACCAUGGUGGGGUACAGGCUACACUCAGAAGAGCCAGGGAAGUAUUCUAUUGGCCAGGAAUGAACAAAAACAUUGAGGAUCUCAUCGCAAAGUGCAAUAUUUGUGCGCAGUACCGAACAAUAAACCAGAAAGAACCUCUUAUGAGUUCUCCAGUCCCAACGCGUCCAUGGGAGUCGAUUGCAACAGACUUGUUUGAGUUUGGAAACAAAGAUUAUCUUGUUACAGUAGAUUACUACUCUAACUUUAUAGAGGUGGAUAGACUGUACUCGAAGACCAGCACUGAAGUAAUCCACAAAUUAAAGGCACACAUGGCACGGUACGGGAUACCGGAGAGGGUAGUCAGUGACAACGGUCCUCAAUACAGUUCCCGCGAGUUUCAGGAUUUUGCCACACGAUAUGAAUUCGAGCAUGUGACCUCGUCGCCUCGAUAUCCUCAAUCGAAUGGGAAAGCGGAAAGUGCUGUGAAGAUAGCAAAGCGAAUUAUGAAGAAAGCGUUGGAUGCGAAAGCAGAUCCGUACCUGGCAAUACUAGAACACCGGAACACGCCAUCGGAAGGUAUGACUACCUCGCCCGCCCAACGAUUGUUUGGCAGGAGAACAAGAUCCCAAAUUCCAAUCUCGCGCCAACUGCUUGAGCCCACCUGUACGCAUUCAACAAAGCAAGAGCUGAAAAAGGCAAGAGCUAAACAAGCCUACUAUUACAAUAGAGGAUCCAAGAAGCUUACACCACUCAAGGUCGGUGAUGCGGUUCGUAUGAUGCCCGAGAAAGGAAAGGAUAGGUGGAGGAAAGGGACGGUGAAAGCGAUUGUUAGUCCAAGGUCGUAUAUUGUGGCAACUGAUGAUGGAGGAAACUAUAGAAGAAAUCGCAGGCAUAUCCGGAAAACUGCAGAGCUAGGCGAUUCAGAAGCAGAUGUAGACGGAGAGUUGCCAGUGCAAGAGCAGAAUACACCAGGCCAGCAGCAGGAGCCUGAAUCUGAAGAACCAAUUCCUCAGCCACCUGUAGAGCACACCACUCCCAGGAGCACAGUGAGAACAUCAAAUAGACAAACACGUAGCCGGCAUAUCUUGAAGACUACGUGA
Messenger RNA from Dendronephthya gigantea, 1842 nucleotides. RefSeq lists its product as uncharacterized. Lineage: Eukaryota; Metazoa; Cnidaria; Anthozoa; Malacalcyonacea; Nephtheidae. The transcript has a single exon. Bases 1 to 1842 code for a protein of 613 amino acids. Gene Ontology annotation, biological process: DNA integration. Gene Ontology annotation, molecular function: nucleic acid binding. The record is from RefSeq and is a predicted model, not a curated record.